AUGCUCGCUUUUUUCGCCCAGCUCCUUGGCCGACGAUCGCCUCGUCGUGAUUCACAACCCCUCCAGCCGUCGGAUCCCAAGUUACCUACGGAACUUCUUCUGAAGAUAUUCGAUUUCCUGGACAUUGAUGCUUUGAUAUCGGCGAGUCAGGUUUGUCGCGCAUGGAAGGGGAUGGCGACAGCCCCUGAGUUGGUAUCCCCUUUCCUGCGACAACUGAUUCCCAAAGCCGACUUGCUUGGGUUGGAGCAGGGGAAUGCCUUGAUGCAGAUGCUCAAGACGCAGCGGAGAGCACAGAUAAAUCGCGCUGAAGGAAGAUUCAGUGUCCUCGAGUUGCCGAUGGAGAUGGGAACCAACAUAGAGACCAAGCUCUGGAUUACACAUGAUAAUCGCUACGUGGUGUCGCUGGCAGACAUGCGCGGCGAUGAUCAGAAGAUAUUCACUGCUUAUCACAUCGAGACUAAGGAAGUUGUAUUCACGAAAACGCUUAUUGGCGAGCAUACGGGCCUCAUUCUACCCAAGACGAACAUCUUUGUUGGGCACAACCGCCUCGCCCGGGACUUCGACUAUGUCGAGAGAUUGGUUUACAUUGAUAUAGACAAACGGGAAUUUUUCCACGAGCCAAUCCUGUUGAAACCUACCAUCUGGCAUUGGAAGCUGGUUCUCAAUGACCACGGUGCUGCUGUGGCCGUUGGCGACCCUGAGCGGUAUCCGGCCUGGCGCACCGCCGAAUCAGCAGACGGGGCGGUGCGGUUUGGAUAUCAAGUCGGCUGCAAGCCUCACCCAACUCCAAUGCAUGUGUCGGGAGCCCCGGACAUCAAGCACGAGGGGCAGAGUUUCUUCGGAUUGGCUGCUUCGGCGACGGAUAACCGCUAUUUGGUGGCUGCUGGUUACUCCGUGGCGCUGUUAAUAGAUUUCGAUCCGCGGAAGGAUGGCGAGGUGUCCGAAAAGGGCGUAUACGCGACUGAGUUCAAGGCUAAUGAGUGCUGCAAUCGCCACUGGUACGCUGGUCGUCCGUCUUGGGAGUGUUGA
Molecule: messenger RNA, 1029 nt
Organism: Clonostachys rhizophaga
Lineage: Eukaryota; Fungi; Ascomycota; Sordariomycetes; Hypocreales; Bionectriaceae
Source: the annotation of a GenBank genome assembly